AUGGGAGGGUUCAAGUUGACCAAGUGGAUGUCCAACAGUCGUCAUGCAAUCAACUGCAUCCCAGCUGAUGAGCGGGCACCGAGUCUUCGUGAAUUGCAGGGAAGUCCGUUACCAACAGAUAGAGUACUUGGUGUGCAAUGGGACUCGGAAGAGGACGAGGUUUUGUUCCAACUCCAGUUACCUGAGACGACAGCGACUCGCAGAGGUGUUCUGUCUUCGUUGGCCANGCUUUUACGAUCCAAUGGGGUUCGUCGCACCGUGGCUACUACCGGGCAAGGCUGGUGGCUGAGCCUGUCCACGCUGGGCAAUAUACGACUCCCUCGUCACAUACCAGGAAUGCACAAAGAGGAACACAGUGAGUUACACGUUUUUGCGGACUCGUCGGAGGUGGGAUACGGGGUGGUGGCCUACGAAUCCUCGUCUCGACCACGAAGAAGGAGACAGCAGUAUUCCGCUUGCAAAGGUCAGGGUCGCCCCUCUAAAUGCGGUCUCAAUACCCAGGCCAAAACCGGCAGCAGCAGUAUUAGCCGUGAGGAAGGUCAUGCCGGGGAAAAUCAUCUACUCAAUACGAUUCGCCGUCGGAUUGGGAUAGUGAAAGGGAGAGCUACGGUGAAGCGUAUCGUGGGCAACUGCCUCUUUUGUCGUUGUCAGAAUGCAAAAUUCAGUAAACAACUGAUGGCCUCGUUACCAAGUUUCCGAGUACGACCAGGUUGGUGGCUCUUCGCCAAAACUGAGGUGGACUACUACGGGUCACUAUGGGUGAAACGAAAGACGUCGAUGGAGAAACGGAACGGAUGCUUGAUGACAUGCCUGCAGUCGCGAGCUUUGCAUAUUGAGACCGUGCACAGCAUUUUGACCGACUCCUUUCUUAUGGCCUGGCAGCGAUUUGUAGGUCGACGAGGUAAUCCAUGGAAUGUGUUCUGCGACAACGGGUCCAAUUUCGUCGGUGCACAAAAGGAGUUGAGCGACUGGUUGAUGCGGUUAAACAAAUGCGCUCUGCAAGACCAACUGUUGCCAUCUGAAACCCAAUGGCACUUCAACCCAUCCUACAUCAGUCACCGCGGAGGAGUUUGGGAACGGCUUAUACGAUUCGGUCUUCUUGGGCUUGCCGAAGGCUGGGAAUCUACACCUACAAUGGACAAUCUGGCUCCGGCAAUAGUUGUUGGGCACGGUUGUAUCCACCGCUCCGACGACAUGCGUCCGCAUUUAUGA
This is a messenger RNA of Echinostoma caproni, 1212 nucleotides long. NCBI's taxonomy places the organism in Eukaryota, Metazoa, Platyhelminthes, Trematoda, Plagiorchiida, Echinostomatidae. The record is from the annotation of a GenBank genome assembly.